AUGACAUCUAGUCUUCAUGCUAAAAUUCCAAUCGUGGAGGCUCCAAAUAAAAUUUUGGAAAUUGUUUGCUCUCCAAACUUGAAACAUGUUGCUACAUUAGACGAAGAUAGCUAUAUUAGUCUUUUGUCUGUCGUUGGUCAAGAAAUACCUUUAAUGAAAGUAAAAAAAAAAAUAUCGGCAAUAUUUACACAAAUAUAUUUGAUGAAAAAAUAUUUGCUAUUUCUGAUAAUAAAUGUGUUUCAAUUAGCUUUGAUAGAGUCAAACCUUAUAAUUUCAGUAAGUUAUGCAUAUAAUAAAUUUAUUACUAUUUUUGCACGUAAAUUAGAUUCACUUAUUGUAUUAAUGCAUAUCUUUCAAGAAAUUUUCGAUUUUGAAAAUGAACAAGAAGUUUUAUUAACCUUUCCAGAUCGGCAGAAGGAAGUUCACUUCUUAUCUUUUAUUGAUGACGGAAGUAUUGUAAUGGUUAAUGCCUUAUAUUGCAGAGCAUAUGCUUUUUCUGGUAAAGGAAAAGAUAAUAUUAGCUGGAUUUGUAAAUCAAUGAUUGAGUUGAAAUAUUUUAACAAAAUUUAUAUUACAUAUUGGGAUUAUAUAACUGAGCAUAUUGAAAUUAGUGAUGAUGAAGAAUUAUUAAUAAUUUAUGCAAGAAAUGAGAAAGCUAAGGAUGCUAAUAAAAAGCACGU
This is a messenger RNA of Dentiscutata erythropus, 680 nucleotides long. NCBI's taxonomy places the organism in Eukaryota, Fungi, Glomeromycota, Glomeromycetes, Diversisporales, Gigasporaceae. The record is from the annotation of a GenBank genome assembly.